AUGUCUUACGCCGACGCAGCUGCAAAGGGCCCCAAGCAGUCCCCUGAGGAUGCCCGCGCUCCCCCUGUGGGCGGAGUCUAUCAUGAUGAAUCCGAGAGCACGGCCUCGUUGAUCGACGUCGAUGGGCCCCAUGUGCAGACUGUAGAGUCUGGCUUCCUCGAGAACGAUGUUCAAACCACCACCCAGGCAGAGCGGAUAGAGCGCGAAUCCGAGGAGAAGGAGAAGGAGAAGCGCGAGACCGAGGAAAAGAAGAAGAGGGCCAAGACUCAGAAGGUCAAGAGCAGUGGCAUCUGUGAAAACAGCUCCAACCCUGUAUUCAUCGCCAAUGCUGCUAUCGCAACUGUGGUCGGUGCAGGCCUCGGCUUCGGUGCCUACAAGCAACACGCGCGGGGCAACCUCUCCUGGGAGAUGGUCGGACUCUCUGCUGGUGCUGUUGGAAUCUUUGGUGCGGUGGACUACUUUGUCAGCAAGUGGUUCUUGCAGAACAAGUUCCCUCCCAAAUAG
Molecule: messenger RNA, 504 nt
Organism: Penicillium griseofulvum
Lineage: Eukaryota; Fungi; Ascomycota; Eurotiomycetes; Eurotiales; Aspergillaceae
Exons: 4
Coding region: 1-504 (167 amino acids)
Cellular component (GO): mitochondrial outer membrane
Molecular function (GO): nascent polypeptide-associated complex binding
Source: RefSeq, a predicted model, not a curated record